Molecule: messenger RNA, 1116 nt
Organism: Glycine soja
Lineage: Eukaryota; Viridiplantae; Streptophyta; Magnoliopsida; Fabales; Fabaceae
Exons: 4
Coding region: 1-1116 (371 amino acids)
Source: RefSeq, a predicted model, not a curated record
AUGGAUCGAAGUUGGAUUAAAGCACCUCACAUAAGCGAAGACUAUCAAAAUGGGGUUGAAGAUUUCUUGCAAUUUGCACAACAAAAUGCACUAGUAUUAGCUACAAAAUAUUUCUGCCCAUGUGUUAAAUGUGUGAAUGGGAGACGUCAGUCGUUGAAUAACAUCAGAUCUCAUCUUAUAUGUGAGGGGUUUAGUUCGACUUACACAAAUUGGAUAUGGCAUGGUGAAUUGCCACACAUUUCAACAACCCCUCAACCUGAGGCAGUUGAUGUACAAACCGAAGAUCGUAUGGAAGACAUGAAUAUGCUUCCUAAUGAUAAUAUGUUACCGAAGAGUCACUACGAGGCAAAGAAGAUAUUAUGCCCCGUGGGUAUGGAGUACCAAAAAAUUCAUGCAAGCCCUAAUGAUUGUAUUAUGUAUAGAAAUGAGUUUGCAGAAAUGCGCAACUGCCCGACAUGUGGGGUAUCACACUACAAAGUGAACGAUGGUGGAUGCAAUGAUGGUGCAGCCAUAACCAACAGUCAUCCAGCAAAGGUGACAUGCAGAUGGAAGCCAUUGUAUGUAGGAUGCACUAACUUCACUCGGUUAUCAGCCAUGCUAGCUUUGGUGAACUUGAAGGCUAGGUUCGGGUGGAGUGACAGAAGCUUCACUGAGUUGCUUGUGUUAUUGAAGAAUAUGCUUCCUAAUGAUAACAUGUUAUCGAAGAGUCACUACGAGGCAAAAAAGAUAUUAUGUCCCGUGGGUAUGAAGUACCAAAAAAUUCAUGCAUGCCCUAAUGAUUGUAUUCUGUAUAGAAAUGAGAUUGUAGAAAUGCGCAUCUGCCCGACAUGUGGGAUAUCACGCUACAAAGUGAACGAUGGUGGAUGCAGUGAUGAUGCAGCCAUAACCAAUAGUCAUCCAACAAAGAAGACAAUUGAUCGCUUGUAUCCAGAAUUUGGAGAGGAUCCAAGAAACCUAAGGCUUGGUCUUGCUUCAAAUGGAAUGAAUCCUUUCGAUAACUUGAGCACCAAUCAUAGUUCAUGGCCUAUUUUUCUAAUGAUUUACAACCUUCCUCCUUGGUUGUGCAUGAAGCGAAAAUACAUUAUGUUGUCUAUGAUCAUAGCGGGUCCAAGAUAG